Molecule: messenger RNA, 1060 nt
Organism: Sus scrofa (pig)
Lineage: Eukaryota; Metazoa; Chordata; Mammalia; Artiodactyla; Suidae
Gene: LYSET
Product: lysosomal enzyme trafficking factor
Source: RefSeq, marked validated
CCGGCAGCCGCGACAGGGGCCGGACCGCCGCGUGACCGGCUACAGUCACGCUGUGCUUAAUCACAAUUAGCUUUUGCUCCAGACUGGCGGUGCUCACCAUUCUCCCAGCCGGUAACCCCGGGGAUUUCUUUUAUGGUGGCUUCCUCUGAAAUGCCAAAGCCACCCGAUUAUUCAGAGCUGAGUGACUCUUUAACGCUUCCCGUGGGAACAGGAAGAUUUUCGGGACCACUGCACAGAGCAUGGAGAAUGAUGAACUUCCGUCAGCGGAUGGGAUGGAUUGGAGUGGGAUUGUAUCUGUUAGCAAGUGCAGCAGCAUUUUACUACGUUUUUGAAAUCAAUGAGACUUACAACAGGCUGGCCUUGGAACACAUUCAGCAGCACCCAGAGGAGCCCCUUGAGGGAACCACAUGGACACACUCCUUGAAAUCUCGGUUACUUUCCCUACCUUUUUGGUUUUGGACAAUUAUUUUUCUGAUACCGUACUUACAGAUGUUUUUGUUCCUUUACUCUUGUACAAGAGCUGACCCCAAGACGGUGGGUUACUGUAUUAUUCCCAUAUGCUUGGCCGUUAUAUGCAAUCGCCACCAGGCAUUUGUCAAGGCGUCUAAUCAGAUCAGCAGACUACAACUGAUUGACACAUAAAAUCAGUCGCCAUUUUUUCCUUACAAGUACAAAACUGCCGGUAUUGUAUGGAGCCUGAUCACAAGACUGCAGUUCCUUCACAGAUCUCAGGAAGUUGUGGUGGGGCAGAGGCUUUUUAAAAAAAAUGUGACUAGGGGACUAUCUUUAUCUGAAUAAUAAUGAGUUUUUAGGUAAAGCCUGAGAUACAGUACUACAAAAUCAUGUUAAUGACUUCAGAUUUUGGAAGUAAAAUUUUACCUGUUAUUUGCAUUCUUUAGAAACUUGAAUAAGUUUACCUGGACUCAUAUUUUUAUUCUACUGUGCAACAUAGUGAUGAUUCAGAAAAUUUUCCUUUGGGGAAAAAAAUGAAUAUGAACAUUUCCAUUGUGUUUAAUGUUAAACGGUCCAAACAUGGUCAUAAAAUUUAAAUUUUAUACAA